Messenger RNA from Biomphalaria glabrata, 1539 nucleotides. RefSeq lists its product as uncharacterized. Lineage: Eukaryota; Metazoa; Mollusca; Gastropoda; Planorbidae. Bases 193 to 1020 code for a protein of 275 amino acids. The record is from RefSeq and is a predicted model, not a curated record. The transcript is spliced from 4 exons.
UUGAGCAUGCGCAUUAGUAUUAUAGUACUUCAGCAUCAACCAUCAGUAUAAAGUAGGAUUGUAUAAUUGUUUGGACUUCACGUGUUUGCUGACUUGGCUCAAGAUAUAGAGACUAGAUCUUAGACACAUAAAACGGCACUGACUGAGACUAUUUAACAUUAGUUUUGUAGUCAUCUUUAUAACUCUAAAGAAAUGUCCUUUCUGCUCGAUGUUUUAAAGAAGUGGCUCAACUUGUUUGCAAGUGCUGUUGUAAUCCUUAUCCAAAGAUGCCUCGGUUGUUACGAUUCUGAACUGGAAGCGUUUAAGAAAAGUCUAAACGUUGAAGUAGAUUUUGAAGGCUCAGAAGAAACGUGUACGACGAAUCCAGGUCAUAAAAACUUCAUUCCUAUUACAGAACUGAAGGCAUCACAUUUUCCUGUCAAGUACCGAAAUCAAGACUUACUAAAAACAGUCAAAAGUUUAGGUGAUUUAACAGUCAAAAUCAGUGUUUCGGUUUUAGGAAGAGUCAAAACCGGAACUGGUAAAAUUUUUUGUGUCACGAAAAAUACAUCCAAUUGUAAGAACUCAAGAAACCCCAGACAAACUUGGUGGGAGAUAGAGGUCCUGACAUCGACACAUGUAGUGAAAACUGAUGACGAGGCUAGAAACUCCAAGUGUAGGCUUUUUUACGACACUGAAAACAGCUCUUUGGUCAGCGUUGAAGGUUUGACAGUCAUACAGUCACUAAAUAGUGACAACUGUAGUCUCAUUUGUGUUACUUGUGAUGAAGAAUUAGCCAACCGGCUUAAUCAAUUGGUCAAUAACUUCAUUGUUCUCUAUGAAAGAACGUUUGAUAGAUUUUGGAAUCCCAAAAAAAAACAUAAACCAGUCAUCAUAGUAUCUCAUCCUCAUGGUGCCUCCAAGAAAGUGUCUAUUGGUAAGUCUGGUAAAACAAUAAAAGUCUCUAAUAAUUAUAGUGCUUUAACGUACACAAUAGACACAUGUCCAGGAAGUACCGGGGCAUAUGUAUACACCUUGUAGGAUGUUAUAUCCCCUAGAAUCCUAAAUUGUUGAAUAGGAAUCUUGAUAGUUUACAAAGGUGGCUUUAUUUCGAUUGCAAAAUCCAUCCAAGCAUUAAUCAUAAUAAUUUAUUAGUGAUGAAAUGGUUGUAUUAUUGGUGUUAUAAAAUUUAGUUAAAACUCCUAUGUUUUAUUUUCCCUCUAUGCUUUUUGUUAAUGCUUAUCUACUUUUGUAAUUCCUUCAUGUAGCAUAUGCUACUUUACUAAUUUGUAAUCAGCUGUUGAAACACUGCGCUUGCCAUUAAUAACAUCGACAUCUGAACUUCAUUUGUUUAAUGAAAAUUUUUAAGAAUCGUUCUGUUAUGCUCAUUUUGUGAGUGUGCUUGUGCAUUUUAUUAAUUUUGCCACAAUAUUGUUGUUUGCAAUAUUUGUGUACAAUUGUAUGUAAAUAUAUAAAUGAUUGCUAGAGUCUAUGUAUUUUCUUUAAUGUAAUAUUGCUUUCACUAUCCUACAUAGUAAGAAUGUUUGUAAAGAAACAGAA